This is a messenger RNA of Westerdykella ornata, 787 nucleotides long. RefSeq names its product fungal cellulose binding domain-containing protein. The coding region runs from base 1 to 690 and encodes 229 amino acids. The transcript is spliced from 3 exons. Lineage: Eukaryota; Fungi; Ascomycota; Dothideomycetes; Pleosporales; Sporormiaceae. The record is from RefSeq and is a predicted model, not a curated record.
AUGAAGUACCUGCUUGCUUCUUCGCUGCUUGCGGCGAGCGCGACGGCGCAUUAUACGUUCCCGGCUCUGGUUGCUGGGGGCAAGGCGACCGGCCAAUGGCAAUACGUCCGCAAAACGACAAACUACCAAUCCAACGGCCCCGUCACCGACGUCUCCAGCACGCAGAUCCGCUGCUACGAGCUGUCCCCGGGGACGGGCGCCCAAACCUACGAAGUCAAGGCCGGCGACACGGUCGGCUUCACCGCCCAGACCAGCAUCUCGCACCCGGGCCCGCUGCAAUUCUACCUCGCCAAGGUGCCCGAGGGCAAGACGGCCGCCACGUGGGAUGGCAGCGGCAAUGUGUGGUUCAAGAUUUAUGAGGAGAGGCCGACGAUUUCGGGACAGGGGUUGACGUGGAGUAGUCAGGGCAAAACCCAAGUCACCGUCACCCUCCCCCAGUCCCUCCCCUCGGGCGAAUACCUCUUCCGCGUCGAGCACAUCGCCUUGCACUCGGCGAGCAGCCCCGGCGGCGCCCAGUUCUACAUCUCCUGCGGCCAGCUCAAGGUCACGGGCGGUGGAAACGGAACCCCGGGACCCCUCGUUAGCUUCCCGGGUGCGUACAAGGCGAGCGACCCCGGAAUCCAGAUCAACAUCUACUACCCCGUUCCCACGAGCUAUACGCCGCCGGGACCGAGGCCUUGGACUGGUUAGCGGGGUUCAGUUGGAUUUGGACGGGGGUUUUUUGGACGACCUGGUUACGUGUGAGGAAUGUCAAGCAGUGUUGUAGAUUCAAUGUAUGAUUUUCAUU